This is a messenger RNA of Miscanthus lutarioriparius, 720 nucleotides long. NCBI's taxonomy places the organism in Eukaryota, Viridiplantae, Streptophyta, Magnoliopsida, Poales, Poaceae. The record is from the annotation of a GenBank genome assembly.
AUGACUCCCCAAUCACCAUGCGUUCCGCCCCACCCCACGCCCCCUGCUCACCGCAUCCCGCUCCGCAGUCCACAACCCUGCCCCGCCCCCUGCUCGCCGCAGCAGCUCCCCGUUCGGCCGCUCCCUCUCCUAGCUGCUCGCUCCCCCUCACAGGUCCCAGCGCGUGGCCGGUCGGCAGGCAGCCAGCAGCCGCGGCCCGCGGGAGAGCAGAGACGGCCGGUCCCGGUCGGCAGCAGGCAGCAGCAGCCGCGGCUCAGCACCUGGCCGGCUGCGCCUGGCGGCCAGAGCGCGGUGCUCCUGUGGGCUGCGUGCCUGCGCUGUGCGAAUGCUGGAACUGGUGUUCAUGUGAUUCACCCACGAAGCCACACUGCGGCCGGAGAAUUGAAGAGAGAACUUCUCAAGGGCAUAAAGUGGAGAAAGAUAGAACUGGAAGACAUGAGGUACAAUGCUGACAUGAGCUGCCUUAAAUCGACAUUCUUAUCAGGCGACCCAAGGAGCAGAACAGGUGUUAACGACAUUCUUAUCAGCGGUCUAUGGAACAGGAUCUUUACUGAAUGCAGUCAGCAGCGAGGUCCAAGGAGAGGACGAUCAAGUACACCAGUGAGUUGGAGAAGAAGGUUUCCUGAGGAAAACAUCCAGGCAACUGAAAGAUCAGGUCAUUUCUCCAGGAAGGACUACCAUAGCCGAGGUUCAGGAGCUCGAGAAGGAGCGGUGCCAUGA